AUGAGCGCUGUCAAUCGUUCUGACUUACAAAAUCUUGUGGAUGACUAUCCGGAAAAGGCUGUGGAUAUACUUGUUAACUCUCUCCAACACAAGGACAUAGAGAAGGAGAUCAUCCAAUUCCUGCUUCAUCCAGGCGAGCCACAGAAAAGAAAGCCGCAAAAUGCGCCGGAAAUUGCAAAUGCGCCGACGGUUCCUACUCUAAGAACUUCACACUCAUGGCAGUAUCGUCCUAGAUCGAGUUCGGUUCAUCGCCAUCCGCCACCCUAUCCUGCUGGACAGAACGCAGAGCCCAUGAGCCCACCAACGUCACGGAGCAAGUCAAUGAUUUCAAAAGACGGCAAAGAGAACAUCAACAUAUUAGCCACAGAUGAAGAUGACGAUAUCAAGGCGUACCUUGCCACAAUGAGGCCUGCGGCAAUCGACUACAGCAUCUUAGGCAUGCCAGAAACUGGACCAUCACCUCCCCGAAGAGGCCCACGUCUCAAUUUCGACGAACAUGCCCCGAGUGCGCAUUCGGACAACUUUGUCACGGAUUCAUUCCAUCGCUCAGACUUGAACACUGAUUUCAACCAACCCAGUCGUGAUCAACCGAAUGAGCGGAUCCAUGAUAAUCCAGGUACAAUAUCAUAUCAACAACCUAUACCAUAUCAACAACCUAUACCGUCAGGGAACUACCGCCCCACUACUGCCGAAACCGUAAAUUCGACGCAAGCAUCCAGCCAUGACAGUAUCAGAGUCAGCUGCACACUUGACUCAAGUACAUGGGGUUUCCGGCUCAAUCUCAACGCGGAUUCUCAAGCACUCUACGAUAUCGUACAAGCAAAAUUAGAGAAGAAUAAAGGACCAUUUGACAGGACGACAGUGCUGAUCCUGUUUGCCUGCGACAAACAGACGUCUGGUGAAGUGUGCGAGCUAUCACUUGGAGAAGAAGAAUUGGAAGCAGACUGGGAGGGGACGGUGGCUUGGAUAAGAGACAACAAAAGAGAGAGACCACCUCACAUGUACGCUACCAUCCAGUUCGAGGAGGGCUGA
This is a messenger RNA of Parastagonospora nodorum SN15, 1032 nucleotides long. RefSeq lists its product as hypothetical. Bases 1 to 1032 code for a protein of 343 amino acids. Lineage: Eukaryota; Fungi; Ascomycota; Dothideomycetes; Pleosporales; Phaeosphaeriaceae. The record is from RefSeq and is a predicted model, not a curated record. The transcript has 3 exons.